This is a messenger RNA of Plasmodium cynomolgi strain B, 810 nucleotides long. RefSeq names its product merozoite surface protein 7. The transcript has 2 exons. The record is from RefSeq and is a predicted model, not a curated record. Lineage: Eukaryota; Apicomplexa; Aconoidasida; Haemosporida; Plasmodiidae. Bases 1 to 810 code for a protein of 269 amino acids.
AUGAGGAAAAAAAUUGCGUUUGUCUGCUCCAUCUUUGCACUGCUUUCUUGCAACUGCGUGCUGUCUGAAAAGCUGGGCAUCCAGAAGAAGAAAAAAAAUUUGGAGCAGGAUGCCAUGCACAUAUUGAUGAAGAAGCUGGAAAAUCUGUAUAGACUCAGCGCGACGGAUAACAGCGAAGUUUUGAACAAAGAGAUCGAGUCGUUGAAAAAACAAAUCGACCAAUUGCACCAACAUGGUGGGGUAAUCGAAGGGGAAAAUCUAGGCCACCUUCUAGAAAGCGAAGCAGCCAACGAGUCAACCAAGAAGACCAUUUUUGGAGUGGACGAAGACGACUUGGAUAACUACGAUGUGGACUUCACCGGGCAGAGCAAAGGAAAAAUUAAGGGGCAAACGGACCCAACCCCCGUAGCUGAACCCCCCGCGCACAAUGGAGCAGGGGAUCAGGAGAGUCCUGCACCUCCCGCACCAAGUGUACUGCCGGGUAUGAAAGUGCCGAUGCAGAAGAUGAGGAAGAGACAGAUUCCUUGUCAUCUGAUAAUGAAUCCGCUGAUUCAAACGAACAAACAGAAGAGGUCCCCUCUGUGUCAGGAGAGAGCGCAGAGGGCCCACAAGCAGGUCCUGCUCCUGAUACAGGAAGUCAACAAGCAGUUCCUGUUCCUGCACCAGGAAGUCAACAACCAGGCGGAGGAAGCGGAGGAACAGGAGGAACCGAAGGAGCCGGAGGAGACCAAUCAGGAACGCUCCCAUCUGCAGAAGUCCAACCAGCAAUAUCCCCACCUGCAGGAGACCAUCCACAACCGCCCACUGUAA